Molecule: messenger RNA, 4995 nt
Organism: Tetrahymena thermophila SB210
Lineage: Eukaryota; Ciliophora; Oligohymenophorea; Hymenostomatida; Tetrahymenidae
Product: kinase domain protein
Exons: 1
Cellular component (GO): membrane
Molecular function (GO): protein binding; calcium ion binding
Source: RefSeq, a predicted model, not a curated record
AUGAUUAAAAGCAAAUUUUAUUAAUUCUUAAUUUUAUUGUCUGUUAGCUUAAUCUAUUGCUAAUAGCCAUAAAACUGGCUCUUCUCGCCUUAGUAUAGUUAUAUUAUUAAUGCGAAAGAUCAGCAAAGCUAAUUUUCGAAAAUCAAAGUGAGUACUAAAACUGGACUUAUAUUUGUCUCAUAAGGUGAUGCAGGUAUAAUGGUGGUAGAUCCCUAAUAACAAUUUUAAGUUAUUGCUAGUUUUGCUACGACUGACAACAUCAUGGGGUUUACUUAAACCAAAGAUUCUAAUUACCUUUUUAUGAGUAACAAUGGUUAUCUAACUGUAUUCGAUUUUUCCGACAGAAAAAACUUUGUUUAAGUAGCCUAAGAUACUAGUAGAGUUUUCAUUGUUGAUGUAAAAAUGAGCCCAGAUGAAUAAAAUUUGUACAUCUUUUAGAUUAACGGAAAUGUGAGAAUACUAGAUAUUUCUACCAAAACAUCGCCUUAAUACGUUGGAAGUAUUACUUGGUAGAAAAGUUAAAUAUAUACAGGGUUGGUUACUCCAGAUGAAAACUUUAUACUUUUAUGCCAAGAUAGCUAUGGAUUAGCUAUAUUUGCCUUAAAUAAAUCUCCAGGCUCAGUAACUGGUACUCUAGCUGCCUCAUUUCCAGGGCUUACGCAAGGAUAUUCUCAUAACGUAAUACUAACUCCAGACUCAAAGUACAUAAUAAAUUUAGACUAAAGAAAUGGUUUAAGCAUUGGAGAUUUUACAUAGAUUACUUCCGCUAAUCCUAGCAGUUAUCCUUUGACUGUAAAUUACUUCUUAAACUAGUGGUGGCCAUCUAGAGUUACUAUUCCUUCUCCUUAUUCUUUUUGUUUAAGUAAUGAUGGAAACUUUCUUUUCUUAGGAGUUAGAUCUAUAGGUAUUUAUACUAUAGAUAUAACAAAUAAACAAGCCCCAAGUGUUUAUUAAUGGUCAUAUUUCCCAUUCCAUGGAAACGCAAUCGCACUAUCACCCACUGGUAAUUACCUCUAUUUUUCUAAUGCUGUCUCUCUAAUGAUUUUCAGAAAAACUGUUCCAAUAAUCGGGUAAAAAUAUGUUAGUCUGUAUAAUACUCUUCAAACAAGAGGUUUUGAUAAAUCUAACACGAAAUUUUAUUGGAGAUGUGAUUAUGACCCAACUAGAUAAGCCUACAUUGGCGGAUUUAAUACUGAUGGUCUGUGGGUAUUAGAUGUUAGUGAUCCAACCUAAUUUAAUAUUUUAAAGCAACAAUAUAAACCACCUGGCCAAAGCGCUCCUAUUGAUUCAUUUUACUUUAAAGAUUCGCACAAAACCCUAUUAGUUUCAAUGAACGAUGGAAUUAACUUCUUAGCUGUUAUUGAUGCAUCUGAUUAUACAAAUCUCUAAAUCAUAUAGAAGGUUCCUUUAGGAUAACCUUUCCCUGGUUACAUCAAAGAUGUUGAUAGCAACAAUGCUGAUACUCUAUUAGGUUUUUCGAUGGAUAGGACUAUAGUUUUUGUAGACACUUCAGUCUUAGGAAGCUACUUUGUGCUAGCAAUUUGGAAUUUUUUACCUUCUAUGAAAGGCUUUACUACUGGUGUUAUGAUAUCUAGGAGUGAAAAACAUUUUGUUGGUGCAUGUAGAGGAUAUGGAUAUUUUGUACUUGAUAUUUAGGACUUUAAUAACAUCUAAUUGGUAAACUACGUUAAUUCUAAUGGUGCUGAAUAGGUUUACAUGUCUGUUGCUUUUGCAUACCAAUAUUACUUAGUAGAUGGACUUGGUGGUCUUUAUAUAAUGGAUCAAACUAAAUUACCAGAGUUAGUAGCAUUUUCUUAAGUUGUUGUCGAUGGAUGGACAAACGAUGUGACCUACUUAAAAGGUGAAAAAACUGUAAUCAUUUCAACCUUACAAUAGGGCAUGAUUUAUUUAGUGGAUAUAUAUGACAAUAAAAACCCCUUCAUAGUCUCAAGCUUUUAAUAUGGAGGUCAAAAUGGACUUUUCACUUGUGCAACUGAUGAUUUCACAAGAUUAUUUAUAAACAAUAAUGUCAUGAUGAGGUAAUUACCUAUGAGUGUCACUGCUUAUCUUCACACAGAUUAUAUUUAGAUUUUAGGAUAUAGUCCAUAAGGAGAUAUGCUUUUUACAAUUAUCAAUGACCCUGAUAAUUUUUAAUUUUCUGUAGGCUAAACUAUAAAGAUCAAUUUAUGUUAUCUGUAUCAACCAUUAGAUUUAGUUGUAAGUAGAGUAUAACUCUACCAAAAAUAAGUAGCAUAUCCUUUACCAUACUGGAUAUCAUAUAAUCCAGUUGAAGUAUCAUUGCAAAUAUAAAUAUUGAAAGAAGCAGUAGAUCCAACAAACCUUGACCAGCCUUUAUUAAAUACUAUUGUAUUAACCUCUCUAAAUCCUCUUAGUAGUAGCGAUUUUACAUUCACUGUAGGCAGUUGCUAAACUAAUUCUGCUCAAGCAACUUCUAUUUUUAAUUAGCUUUAAUCAGCUGGUACUAUCGAUGAAAAUAAUCUAGUUUCUCCAGAUUUACACUAUGACGACUAUGAACAAAUUACAUUUUCAGAUACUACCCUUUUUCCUAACACUAGUGGUGCUUAAAAAACUUAUAAUACCUGCGUUAGUGGCUUAGUGAAGUUCGCACUUUUGAAUUCUAUUCAGUUUACUCCAAUCUAUAUGAGAAUUUAUCCUUCAUUAGACCUUAUUUUAGAUAAUUCUACCUAAGAUUACAUCUCAACUCAAGCUCAAAUAGUUAAUAUAAUUAUAGAAAUACCGAAAUUUUCUGGUAGAUUCAUCUAUGUAAACUAACCUUCAGUGAAUAUUUAGGUUAACCAAGAAGCAAACAUAUUAAGCAUAACAGGGUUAUUAGCAAAUGUUAAUUCAUUUUUGAGAAAAAAAAUUAUUAUUUUCCCAGUACCACCUUUGAAAUACUCUUAAAUAAUAGCAACAGUAACCGUAUCUGACUCUAUGAAUUAUCCUGUCGUAAAAAAUCUACCUGUUUCAUAAUUCCCAUUCUUAGUGUAAAAGUAAAAUAUUGAAGUUAACCCCAAAAAAACUCUACAAAGCUAAUUCAGUGAUAAUAUCUUUAUCUUAACAUAAUUUGGUUUCACCAUAGAUCCUUAGUCGUUUAUAGUUCCUGACUUUAAUACAACUAUUACCUAUAAAGUCCUAAUCAGUAAAAACAACAAAUUUUAGCCUUUUGAUAACACAGACUGGCUUUAAUACAAUUCUGAUGGAUAAAACUUUUAUGGUAAUCCCCCUUAAACUGCUUUUUAGAAAAGUUAUACUGUUUAAGUUACUGCAAGCGAUGGAUUUACUAAAAUUUCAGAUACUUUCACAGUGCAUGUAAAUCAGCUUCCUGUUCUAUUUGUAAUAUAAUGGAUAGCCACUAUUCUUGGUCCUUUGACUGGAGCAUUAGGUGCCUAUAAAUUUAGAAAUGUAUUCUACAACAUCCUUUACCACAAGAAAACUAGAUACAGUACAAUAUUAUGUUAACCAAACGAGUAAUUUUACCUUAAAAUACCACUUAUCUUCAAUGAACAGAAAGCUGCUCGUCAAAUAAUCAAGAGCUUACUAAAGAUACUGGAACAUAAAAAAAUAACAUAUAACGAUAUUGUUCUAAACAAAGUCGAUAGUGGUUCUUAACAAUUAAACUAAGUUUAGGGAUAAAAUCUUAGAAAAUUAGUCUCACAAUAAAGUUAAGUUAUUUUUGAUGGCAGUGUUAAUGAUAUUUAUUCUUUGAGUUAAUUUAUGAGAAAAAAACUGCCUUCCCUUAAAAAUUCUAGUAAAAAAACUAAGAUAGAGGUUUUUUACCUGAAAUAAAAUGGAGAUUUUAAUUUUGAAGCACUUAAAUAGGAUCUCACCACUUACGAUAUUUAGUUCAUUCUAAAUAGUGUUUAGACAUCCACUAAAACCUUAAAAGAAGAUUUUGAAGAUGAAUAUAGUACAAUGGGUAUUUGUAUUAAAUACCAAUUAGUCAAGUCCUUAAUCAAAAUGGAUUAAAAAAGUUAUCAAAUUUACAAGUAUAUCAAAAAAUACUCGCUUCUACUUAAUCCUUAGUUAUCAGAAAGCGACUGGUACAAAUACUACCUAUCAAUAGAAUCUAAUGAAGACUUAGAUAAGUAAGGUCGUAUUUAUACAUUCCCAUUUUUAUCACUCAAAAUCAAUCAAUUUUUAGAACCAUUCAUAAAGCUACGUUUGAUUGAUCAAGAAAAAAUAUCAAUCUUAGACUAAGAAAAUAUUGGAGAUAUAGAAAGGUAAAGUAUCUACAAUUCAGUUUCAAGCUAAGGAGUAAAUUUAUAUCUUAUAGAGGAAGCUAUGAGGGGAAAAGCUUUUGGAGUUACAAAUAAAGCAUCUAGCUCGAUAUUCCCUAGCUAUGGAGAAUCAGUUCAUCUUGAACCCUAUUAAAUUUCAAGUUUAGUUGCACUCAGAUAUGCACCAGGAGAAAGUUUGAAGUGGCUAUAAAAGCUUUUAGGAUUAGACUAUAAACCUUAUGGUCCUAAAGGUAACAUGCAGUUACCAAGUUGGCUUACUUUAGAUAUGCAGUAAGGGUUAAUUCUCAUGAAAGGAGUACCAGAAUUGUAGAAUGUUGAGGAUAUUCUUAUCAGAAUCUAUACACAAUCUUAAUGUAUUAUUAGACACUUUGUUCUAAGGGUAGAAGAAAAUCAAGCUGAGGUCAAAAAAGUUAGAGAAGAAUCUCAUUCUAGGCAUGAAUAUUCUAAAAAGGGAUAAAAAUAAAGAAGGAAAAAUUCUUAGUAAAUUGAAGGAUCUUAAUAAGAUUCCCAAGAAGAUCUUUAUAAAGAUCCUAACGGCUCUCCUUUUUCUAAAGUUUUACCUAGACCUAGUAUAUUUUUAUCUGCCUAAACAAAAGGUUCUCCUUAAACACCUUUAUAUUAGAUGGAUGGUUUUAAAGAAUAGAGUUAAUUUGUAGUAAAUAAAUCUAAAGAUAAAGAUAAUCAUAAUGAAGGUGAUGAUGAUUUAAUGAAAUAAAUUGAGAAUUUAGAAUUGUGA